This is a messenger RNA of Procambarus clarkii (red swamp crayfish), 587 nucleotides long. The record is from RefSeq and is a predicted model, not a curated record. NCBI's taxonomy places the organism in Eukaryota, Metazoa, Arthropoda, Malacostraca, Decapoda, Cambaridae.
UUUGUAUCUGGCAACCCUGUACAGUAGGCUUCGUUCUCGACUCACACUCGUGAAGCCCGAGGGGCGAGACACAAAUGUUUGGGCACAUUUCAUUUCCCCUGAUGCCUCUUUUUGUCUUGCCUAGCAAUAAAUAGAUACACAGGAGUUAUACAACUGUCGUGGGGUUGCAUCCUGCAGAAGAUAAGAUGGCUUAUAAAAGCAGUAUAAUUGAUGGAAGGUCAGACCACAGACGGCGGGCAGGCUAAUAAUGGGGAGGUGAAAAGGAUGGAUGGAUGGAUAUUAAUGAUGGUCUUUCAAUUCUGGAAAAAAAAAAUUCAAGGUGUGCACUUGUUUUCCCCUAGUGAGUGCGGCUUCUGCUUUAGCUGUCCCUUCAGCUUCAGGUCAGCAGGACUAUGCUUAAUUACUUCUUUGAGGAAGACUCAUUGCUCUGGAGUUCCUUCUGGCACCACUCCUACACAGAGAAUGUAUAAGCAGUCAGAGCUGCCUGAGUGUCAUAUGAAUGAGGAAGAGGAAGGAGGGGAUAAACCAAAGCAGCAGCUCCAGCACCUAAUUGUUAAAGUGUAUAGCAUAAUAUAUUGAUAUUGUUA